Molecule: messenger RNA, 3733 nt
Organism: Mirounga angustirostris (Northern elephant seal)
Lineage: Eukaryota; Metazoa; Chordata; Mammalia; Carnivora; Phocidae
Gene: GRAP2
Product: GRB2 related adaptor protein 2
Exons: 9
Coding region: 702-1718 (338 amino acids)
Biological process (GO): signal transduction; regulation of MAPK cascade
Cellular component (GO): cytoplasm; plasma membrane; nucleoplasm
Molecular function (GO): phosphotyrosine residue binding
Source: RefSeq, a predicted model, not a curated record
GCUUUUCUUCUUUUGUUUUUUGUUAAGGGUAAUGUUAUGGAUUAAGAGUAAUAUUAUGGCUGAGUGUACUAAGAAAGCAUUUUCUCUGGGAUCUUAGCUUUGUGCGUGAUCCCAGGGUGGUAUUAAAUAAGUUCUCCGAAGAAGUCCUAAUUUUUUUCUCCGGAUUCUUGGAUGUAAUAAGAGAAAAUGAGAGUUUUCCUUCAGAGAGGCAGCCUGUUGAUGGAUCAUCUCUAGGAUUCAAAGUUUUCUUAUGUGAACAAAAUCGUUCAGGGGGGACAUUGUUAAAAUUGAAACCAAGCAUAAAGAAGCAAAAGUGUUUCAGAGAACCUCCUGCGUUUUAGUUCAACUCUGGCAGCAAGAAAACAAAACCACAUAAUCUAAGGCUCACGCCCAACUCUCUGAAGCCCUGUGUCUGCUAGUUCCUGUGUGGUUUGCCUACAGACUGCAGGGCUGACUGGGGGUAAUUUGGAGGAGGGAGUAAGAAGUAAGGCAGGAGGAGGCACUAUUAAUGGAUCUGUGAACUCGUACCCUGUUUUAGCGAGGUCCUUGGAAGACAGCACAAGGUGGAUCUACACUCUGAAAUGCAGUAAUUUUGGUGUUUGACUUCGUCUUCCUUCUUGGAAGAGAAGAUACUAUUAACUCGGUGUCAAAGCCAAGACGUAGACUCGACCUCUUCUCUUCAAAAAGCUUCCCGUCGCGACAUGGAAGCCGUCGCCAAGUUUGACUUCACCGCCUCAGGCGAGGAUGAACUGAGCUUUCACACUGGAGACAUUCUGAAAAUCUUAAGUAACCAAGAGGAGUGGUUCAAGGCGGAGCUUGGGAGCCAAGAAGGAUAUGUGCCCAAGAAUUUUAUAGAAAUCCAGUUUCCUGAAUGGUUUCAUGAAGGUCUCUCGCGACACCAGGCAGAGAACUUACUUAUGGGCAAGGAGGUUGGUUUCUUCAUCAUCCGGGCCAGCCAGAGCUCCCCAGGGGACUUCUCCAUCUCUGUCAGGCAUGAGGAUGAUGUUCAGCACUUCAAGGUCAUGAGAGACAACAAGGGUAAUUACUUCCUGUGGACAGAGAAGUUUCCGUCUCUAAAUAAGCUGGUGGACUACUACAGGACGACUUCCAUCUCCAAACAGAAGCAGAUCUUUCUGAGGGAUAGAACCCGAGAGGAUCAGGGUCACCGGGGCAACAGCCUGGACCGGAGGCCCCAGGGAGGCCCGCACCUCAGUGGGGCUGUGGGAGAAGAAAUCCGGCCUUCGAUGACGCGGAAGCUGUCGGGCCACCCGGCGCCCCCUCCCUCGCAGUGCCCCCCAGCACCCCCAGCACAGCAGCAACGCUACCUGCAACACCCUCAUUUCCAUCAGAUGGGAUUUGGGGCCGCUUACCGAGACGGACAAUACAGCCAGAUGACAUCAUUCCUAAAUUCCUUGGAACGCCGAGGAGGCAGCCUUGACAUAAACGAUGGGCACUGUGGCAUUGGCGUGGGCGGCGACACGAACCCGGCCCUCAUGCACCGGAGACACACAGACCCCGUGCAGCUCCAAGUGGCCGGGCGAGUGCGGUGGGCCCGGGCGCUGUACGACUUCGAGGCCCUCGAGGAUGACGAGCUGGGGUUUCGCUGUGGAGAGGUGGUCGAGGUCCUGGACAGCUCCAACCCGUCCUGGUGGACCGGCCGCCUGCACAACAGACUGGGCCUCUUCCCUGCCAACUACGUGGCGCCCAUGAUCCGAUGAGGCCCUUCCGGGGGGUCAGAGGCUUUUGUGUGAAGCUGCCUGCAGGAGAGGGGGCAAGGAAGAGAAGCGGGAACUAUCCACGCAUACGGAUAUAUGUGUGUACGCGCACACGCACGCCUACGCCUCUGUGUACACGCAUUUUCUAAUAGUAAUUUAUUGGCGAUUUCAUUGGUUACUCAGUUGAUAUGAAAGGAAGUCAGGUGAGAAUGAUAUUCAUACUUGUUUUUCUGCUCCCCUCAGCGGUGUGUGGAAGGCAGUGGGAAAGCUGGCUGGUGGGGAGGGGCAGGGACAUGAAACGCAAAUUCUUCCCGUCCCUAAGAUGGCCCUGCUUCCUCCUGGCCUGGGGAAUGUUCACCAAGAGUAGCCCAGCGGAGAGCCGCACCCCGGGCUUGGACGAGGAACCACAGGGUGGGGCUGGACUCGGUGGGGCAUGUUUGAGCUCACCUCCAAGCCCUACUCACCUUGAGGGUUUGCAGGGCAGCUUCCCUCCUGCUCUGCAAGGGUGGGCACUGCUGGGUUGAGAAUAAAGGUGCCUCCCCACAGGGCUGAGCUGGGAGCAGGAAGGGCCAAGAAGGCGGGACUGGACUGGAGCAGCAGGUGUUCCGAAGCCUGGGCAAGGCUGGCCUCACCUCCCUCCAGUGAGUGUUCCUCGGCUAGUCCUCUUCCCCGAGGCUGACCUGGAGAAACGGAGACCCCGAGGAGCCAAGCACUGGGAGACGGAAGGAUUUUCACAAAUCUCCAGUGGCUUACUUGGGAGUAACCUCUGUUUCCCGGGAUACCAAGAAAGCAACGUCUGAGACUCUGUAAAAUGCUUAGAGAAGCCCCGGCUGAGAAAGCUGGAUUUUAGAGCCGUUAUUUUAUGGCGACAGGAUGUCUCUUUGGGUCUCUAUUUGUUUCCCCAUGUUUUGAGGAUGCCUUGCCCAGUGGCACGGAGAGCAGCCCGCUCCACAAGAGCGUUGAUUCGCUAUUGUUGAUGGGUUGAUUGAUUGGCUGAGCAUGACCCUGGGUGGGAGCCAGCUUUGCAAUGAGCUUCCUGUUGGAUUUGGCUGUUGAGCCACUGCUGACAGCACCCCCCCCAACACACACACCCAGUACCUGCAUGUGGGGCCGCUCUCUCUCCUGCCACCUCACAAUAGAAUUGUGUUUCCCUUGGGGGUGUGGGUGGGGACUGGCCAGGCUGGGGAGCAGAGACACCAGAGAAGGAAACUCAGUGUUUUGGUGGAGGCCGGGAGCAAACACGUCUGCACCAAGGGUCCUGAGAAGAGGGUGUGUGUGUGUAAUGAGACCGAAAUGAAAGGGUGGGGUACCCAUGUUGGUGAGGGAGCAUGGAGGGUGAGGUGGGCCCGUUCCUUUGUCUUCUCCCCCAGCCCUUCCUGCUCUAAGGAGUGACGGCGGCAGCCAUUAUGGAGGGUGAUAGGAGAAGAGUUUCUACUCAGAAGUAACUGUCAGUGUAAUGUAGGCUGUGUCCCUUUGACUCUGAAUUCUAUGAUUCUGUGAUCCCUGUGUUGUCUUUAGAGAGGAAGGGAAAAAGAAGGCGCUCUGUGGUGAGUCUUGGGAGGGAAGAGAAAAUAGCCCUGAGAGGCGGGGGGAGUCGAGCGAGAGUGAGGAGGGUCUGGCACGCAGCCUUUAGAAAUGACAGCACGGAAAGGGAAAGGGGGCAAAGACAUUUCAAAAGAUCAAGGAGCAGCGUGAGAGGGACAAAGGGAGGGAGAGGAGGCAAGACGUUAAGUGGGGCAGGUGAGGAAGACAUGGGAGUAGGAGUCAGCAAGCAGAUAAGCACGGGAAGGAGGGACGGAGCAGGUGCGGAAGGAGGAAUUAGAGCAGAGACGUGAGCGCUGGGGAAGGCAGGGGCGAAGGCACCACGAGGAUGAAGACAAAAGAGCAGGGAGAAAGAAAAGCAAGGCAAAGAAGACCUAAAAGCUAUUUUGGUGCUAGGUAAUGUGAACAUGUUACAGUAAAUAAAAGCCAAAAGUGAUGUUUGGUUUUACAGUAUUUACAAACCAUAUGCUUUAAAC